Seminavis robusta is the source of this 2997-nucleotide messenger RNA. The record is from the annotation of a GenBank genome assembly. NCBI's taxonomy places the organism in Eukaryota, Bacillariophyta, Bacillariophyceae, Naviculales, Naviculaceae.
CAUCGAGACGAAAGAUCGUGUUGGAUCUUUGACCAUCGUCGCGCUUCGAUCUAUUGGCCUUUCCUCAUCAAGCACUUUUCCGCCUGAACCAAACCUAACAAGCCUUUACUUGUCAUUGCAUUGAUACCAAACAGUCAAACAACAGCGUACUAGCUAGCAUAUAACAAUGGACUCGAUCAACCGGUUGGCAUCGAAAUGUCGUCCUGCGGUGGUGAGCGACCAAGUGUUGAACAGUGAAUGUGCGUUUACCUUUCAUUCUCCAUUUACAUCCUCCAAAGGGAUUGUGGUCAAUUUGGAAACAUAUGUCGGAACCAUGGAAGAGCUGGCAUUUGCUCCCAAUCAAAAAGAAGAAGGACUCUUUGUCCGCAUCGUCAAGAAGCGAAUCCCAAAAGAAGAGAAUGGCGACAACGACGACAAGAUGGAAACCACAACGGCUGCUGCUGAAGCACCCACCAAAUUGGGGAUUGGCGUCGAAGGUGGAUUCGCCGCGGAAGACGACAAAUUUGAAAUCGUCACGACGUAUUCCGUCGUGGUCAUGACAUCCGGGAAUCCUUCGCCUUCCAUUGAAACAGAACAGCCGUACAAUGACGACACCAAAGCCUCUUUCAGCGAAGCCGUGGUAAAAUUGGUGGAUUCCGUCAUUUUGCAUGCCGGCAUGACGACCCAACAAGAUGUCAAGGCAUGGCAACUCGACACGGACGAACAAAUUCUGCCCUCCAAAUAUUACGCCGAUUUACCCUUUGUGGACAAUGCCGUCAUGAUUGAUCCCAAUCCAUCGUCUUGGGCAUGUGAAAAAACCGGUGCCACGGACAAUUUGUGGCUCAAUCUCAGUGAUGGAUACAUUGGCGGUGGACGCAAAAAUUGGGAUGGAUCGGGUGGUAGCAAUGGAGCAUUGGAUCAUUUCGAAGAAACCGGAUCCAAAUAUCCACUCGUCGUCAAACUGGGAACCAUUACGGCGGAUUUGAAUUCCGCCGAUUGUUACAGUUAUGCCAAGGAUGAAGAUGGACCCGUCAAAAUUCCAAAUCUGGCAGAGUUGCUCGAAAAACGAGGCAUCAAAGUGGCAAGCAUGCAAAAGACAGUCAAAUCCACGGCGGAAUUGGAGGUGGAGCUCAAUUACAAUUAUGAUUUCAAUGCCAUUACUUCUGCUGGAACGACGCUAGAGCCGGCGUCGGGACCGGGGCUGCAGGGAUUGCAAAACCUGGGAAAUAGUUGCUACAUGAAUUCCAUCUUACAAAUGCUACUUUCCGUACCAGAGUUGGCCAAUCGAUAUGGAACAAAGCCGAAUGCCAACGUUGCCGAACAUCCACUCCUCAACAGUGUCAAACCCAAAGAAGCCCCCACCAAUUUACUGGCACAAACCACCAAAAUUGGGUGUGCGCUGACGAGUGGAGUCUUUGCCAAGCCAAUUAUCGAAGAGGAAAAAGAAAAAGACGCCAAAGAGGAAGAACAAAAAGACAACGCUGACACAACAACCGAUCCCAAAUAUCGAUUGGCACCACGCAUGUUCAAACAUCUCAUUGGAAAAGAUCAUGUCGAGUUUCGAACGGGACAACAACAAGAUGCCGCGCAAUUCUUGCAGUACAUGCUCGAGCAGGUCGAUCGAGCAGAGCUCAAGGCCAGUAAGGAACCCUACUUCGCUAGCAAAUCGGAAACCAUGCAUGUCUCGAGUCAUUUGUUCUCCUUCAAGACGACCGAUCGACUCGUUUGCAGCGGAGACGGAGGUGUCAAGUACAAGGGCAGCAGUGGGGCCGAAACCGUUUGGAGCUUGCCCAUUCCCAUGGACAAGGCACAAGUGCGAGAAGGAGAUGCAGCAGCAACCGCACCCGAAGUGAAACGCAUGAAAACAGACGAGGAGGGAGCCAAAGAUCCACCCAAACCGGUUCCCACCGUGGACUUUCAGGCGUUGUUGGAUCAAUGGGCCGCCGAAACCAACGUCGAUGGCAUUCGAUGGCCUCAUUUGCAAAAUGCCGUUCACAAGGCGGCCCAAACCACGCGAUUCGACAAUUUUCCACCCUAUCUGAUUCUGCAGAUCCAACGGUAUCAAAUGGGACCGGAUUGGCAACCCAUGAAACUAGAGGUCAAGUUGGAUAUUCCACAGAAAAUCGACCUGAACAAUCUACGCAGUAAAGGACCACAGGACGGAGAAACCAUCAUUCCAGAAGAAGAGGAAGCACCAGCUGCAGCACCGAACGCAUCAUCCGAGAUCAAUGAAGGGGCGCUGUGUCAACUCAUGGACAUGGGGUUCAGCAUGAACGGAUGCAAACGCGCCUUGACAGCCGUGGGAGGGAGUGACGUGGAAGCCGCAAUGAACUGGGUCUUUGAGCACAAUAUGGAUGAAAACUUCAAUGAUCCUCUGCCAGAACCCUCUGCGGCUGCUCCUGCACCAUCCGGCGGCGGGGACUCGGGUGUCGACGAGGGAGUCGUCAUGUCACUUGUGGAAAGCUUGGGCUGCUUCACACCUGACCAAGUUCGUGCUGCCUUGAAGGAAACCAAGGGAGCCGCCGAUCGUGCGGCGGACUGGUUGUUUAGUCACAUGGACGACUUGGAUGGUGCCAUUGCCGCCCUCAACAGCAAAGCUGCCGGAGCCGCUGCUGCUCCAAAGCUGCCUCUCGAAGAUGGCAACGCUGAAUAUGCUAUGAUUGGCACUGUGUCUCAUAUUGGCAAGAACACGGGCAGUGGACACUACGUGGCCCACAUGAAGCGUGGAGACAAAUGGGUGAUAUUCAAUGACGAAAAGGUGGCGUACUGUGAAGCCCCACCACUAGAGCAUGCCUACAUGUACUUGUUCGCUCGCAAUGACGCCACAACAAAUCCCAACUACUAAAUAUAUUGAGAUUGGCCUCUUGAAUGUAUGUGUUGCCAGAGUCGAGUCAGGCAAGAGAUGAGGCAGACUGGCACAGCGAUGCGAUGGGAGCAUCAUUAAUUUUAAAUUAGACUAGAUCGAGCCAAAGAUGCGUACACAUCUGCAUGGCAUACAUGUAGAAUCUUUUUGAGAGU